Messenger RNA from Xyrauchen texanus (razorback sucker), 2490 nucleotides. Its product is annotated as leucine-rich repeat and immunoglobulin-like domain-containing nogo receptor-interacting protein 2. The record is from RefSeq and is a predicted model, not a curated record. Lineage: Eukaryota; Metazoa; Chordata; Actinopteri; Cypriniformes; Catostomidae. Bases 520 to 2343 code for a protein of 607 amino acids. Gene Ontology annotation, molecular function: protein binding. The transcript is spliced from 3 exons.
GUAAGACGUCACUCACACGGGCAUGUCACUCUCUCCGAGUGAUCGUGGCUUUACCGUGGGAAACAACGGAUAGAGAAGGCAAGAAAGAGAGGGAGGGUGGAGAUAAACACUUAUUGUUCUUGAGCAGCCUGAAACCGGAGGUGUGGCAUCUGCCGAGCGUUGUCGUGGAGACAGAGUGCUGGCUGCUCGCUUUUCCUUCUUCCUCUUAGCUGAUCCCUCAGACACUGAUCACAGGGAGGCUGAUCCUUAUGGCAUCUAGAGCAGCAGCCACAGCAGAGCUCUCUUGGUGGAUGCCAGACACAGCGAUUCACUCUCCUGUGGCGUUCAACCUUUCCUCUUGUGCGCUGUUGGACUAAAUUGGCUUCGGACAAUGAUGGAUGCGGUUCCAGGCUGAAGAGCAAAAAGUCUGGAUUUCAGUGGUGGAGAGGGACAGGUUUGGUCUGUCAGACCAAGGAUAGAGGAUAGAGACCUGGCUUCCGUUCUGGAGAGACAGACCGAGCCUUGACUGAAUAAGUGGCCAUGCUGUUCUCUCGAUUAUUGUUUGCUCUGGGGUUCACCCUCCUGCCCCUCCUCCUGUUUCAGUACCCCGUCCAUGCCUGCCCUGCCCGCUGCGAAUGUUCUGUGCCCACACGUUCUGUGUCAUGCCACCGCAGACGACUAGCAGAGGUUCCCGAGGGCAUCCCUAUAGAGACAAGGGUGUUGGACCUCAGUAAAAACCGUCUGCGCAUUGUGACGCCACAGAACUUCUCCUCACUUUUGCUACUUGAAGAACUAGAUCUCAGCAACAACCUGUUGUCCUCUGUGGAGCCCGGCAGCUUUCGUGCCCAGCCACGGCUACGCCAGCUCCGAUUGCGCAGCAACCAGCUAACCCUGCUUCCCCGUGGUGCGCUGGCUGGCAUCAGCGAGCUCACUCUGCUGGAUGUCAGUCAGAACCGUCUUGUUAUUCUGCUGGACUAUGGCUUUGAGGAGCAGCGGAGGCUGCGUGUGCUGGAGUUGAGUGACAAUGAACUUGUAUUUAUCGCCCCACGGGCAUUUAGCGGUCUAGUGUCUCUGCGCUCUCUGACGUUGCAGCGCUGCAACUUGAGCACAGUGCCCACACAUGCUCUUGCUCACCUGCAUGGCUUGACCAGCCUACGGUUGCGGGACUUGGGCAUUGCUGAGCUUCAGGCACAUGCAUUUAAGGGUCUACCGCGACUCAAACAUCUAGAAGUGGACCGCUGGCCUUUGUUGGAGGGGUUUCCCACCUCAGCUUUGCAGGGGCUGAACCUCAGCACACUGUCUGUUACACAUACCAACAUGUCAAUUAUGCCAGUCCUGACACACCUGUUGUAUCUAACACACCUCAAUCUGUCCUACAGUCGCAUACGGGUCCUGCCAUCAGGCUGGUUGCGGGGAAUGGACAGGCUAGAAGUUGUACGAGUGAGACAGGCUAACCUGCUCAACGUGGAGCCUCAGGCCUUUCAAGGGGCUACCUCUCUACGGCUUCUUGACGUUUCUCACAACAGUCUCACCACACUCCAGAGGAGUGUUUUUCCUGCCUCAGAGGCCCUGCAGAGUCUUCUGAUAGGUCAGAAUCCGUUAGUGUGUGACUGUCGUCUGCGCUGGCUGCUGGAAAGAACUCCACCUGUGCUGUAUGGAGAAGUUCAACCUGAGUGUAAUGCACCUACCUCCUUGGCUGGGAAACUCCUGAGGGAUCUGGUGGAACCUCUAAUCUCUCAUUACGUAAUCUGCACCAAGCCCAGGGUGAUAUCCAUGGCAACAUAUCCAGCACAGACGGAAGAAGGGCAAAGAGCUUGGCUAUACUGCAGUGCAGAGGGGGCGCCACCUCCCUCUGUAUCAUGGCUGACUCCACAUCGGAGGCACAUUACCACAAAGAGCACAGGUAGAGUGGUGGUCCACAGCAAUGGCUCAUUGGAGUUCCGCAUGGCAGAGCCUCAGGAUAGUGGCAUGUAUGUGUGUGUGGCUUCGAACCCGGCAGGUAACGCUACUCUAUCUGUGACACUCGUCGUUAAAAGCUCGGGAAUCAGAGACAGGGCUCUAUAUGCCAACCGCAGCUUGAUUUUCGACCCUGACUACAACAGCUCCCUGAUAAAUGGCACUGAGGAGUACACCAUAAGGGUGGUGCUGGACUUCACCACCAUCCUGGUUUCCACAGCAAUGGGCUGCCUCAGCUUCCUGGGAGUCGUUUUGUUCUGUUUCCUCUUGUUGUUUGCAUGGAGCAGAGGCAAAGGGAAGCACAGAGGAAGCGUGGACAUCCAGUAUGUUCCACGAAAGAGGAAGGGUGUGAAUUCAGAACUUACAGAAACAAGCGGGCCCAGACGAGUCAACAUGAAGAUGAUCUGAACUGUUUACAUGACGGGUUGCAUGUGUGCGUGUGUGUUGAACUUUGUGAGUCUUUGAGUAUGUGUGCUGCAAAGGUGUAAAGGAUGUAUUUAAUCAUGACAGUUUACAUUUGGUGUCCCAAUGAAAAAACUUGUCAAGAAAAAAGAA